This is a messenger RNA of Meloidogyne enterolobii, 544 nucleotides long. The record is from the annotation of a GenBank genome assembly. Lineage: Eukaryota; Metazoa; Nematoda; Chromadorea; Rhabditida; Meloidogynidae.
GGAUUAGUUCCUGGUUUUUUUGUAAGAGGAAUACACUACAAUAAUAACAACACAUUUGAUUGGGAAUUUUUAUCAGCUAUUUCAGUAAAUUUUCGAUUUAACUCUUCAAAUUACUUAAAUUUUGAUUAAGAUGCGGAGACCUGUUCUUCCUAAUAAUGAGAACGUAGGCGCUGUAUUACAGCCUGUUGAGAAUCAAGGACGACAUAGACCUGAUGCACCGACGAAAAUAUUGUCUGAUACUGUGAAUCAGCUUCGACAGGAUUUAACGUUUUCUCGGGCACAAUACAAUGAGCUUUUCCAACUUCAUCAGCAACAUAUGGCUGAGUCACGUGAACAGUCAGCUGCUAACAGAGAAGCAUUGCGUGCUGCACUUGCUGAUGCUGCAGAGAACAGAGAAGCAUUGCGUGCUGCACUUGCUGAUGCUGCAGAGAACAGAGAAGCAUUGCGUGCUUCACGAGAAGCACUGCAUGCGGCUCAAAAUCAAAUCGAACAAUUACAAAAUCUUUUACGACAAAACAAUAGUACUUUUUGUAUUAGAAAUUAA